Nymphaea colorata (pocket water lily) is the source of this 2203-nucleotide messenger RNA. RefSeq lists its product as uncharacterized. Gene Ontology annotation, molecular function: protein binding. NCBI's taxonomy places the organism in Eukaryota, Viridiplantae, Streptophyta, Magnoliopsida, Nymphaeales, Nymphaeaceae. The record is from RefSeq and is a predicted model, not a curated record. The transcript has a single exon. The coding region runs from base 341 to 2125 and encodes 594 amino acids.
GAUGUUCGCUGUAUUUCUAACAGGAAGGAAGGAACGCCGUGGGUGGCUGGAACCACUACGUGUCAAAUUACCGAAUUACCCUUAACGGUCUUGUUACCCCUACAACAGGCGUCAACAGAAUCUAGUCCACCGCCAGAGUGACAUUCAUGUUAUUUAGUAACAACGGUAUAGGCAAAAAUGUCAACAUCAUCUUUUUGAGAAUCCCGUCCCGCCAUAGUACUAAAUUCUCCACCCGCCCCCUCCCGCCACCGUCAGAGACCCAUCUUUCUCUCUCUUUCUGAUUCCGGCUGCAGUUCCGUGAGAUCCGGCCUGGAUUUUCGUGUCUAAUGGAUGCUUCUCCAUGGGGCACGAAGGCGGUGGAGUUGUGAAACCUGAAAUGGGGAAGCAAGUAAGCGAGCGAUGGCCGGGCAGAGCGAAGGAAGGAGGAGGGUUGGAGGUGAAGGUUGGAUCCCGGCAGUCGGAGUGUGGUCUACGGCGAGCUCUGGACCUGAUCACGUCGGUGACGGUCCUCACACACUCAACACGAGUUUUCCCUGUGAAGUGGCAGUCCAUCCGUGCCAGGCUCGACCGGCUCCAUUCGGAUCUCUCCAACAUCCUGCUCCUUCUAGACUCCGCUUCUGCCUCCCACAACGGCGGCCACGCCGUUGGGAUCCCCUCGAUCAUCGCAACGUUGUCCGAAUGUUCUGCCAUGUCGCGCAGCUGCACAGAGCUGACCUACAGCGGGAAGCUUCUGAUGCAGAGCGACCUCGACAAGCUCUGCGGUCGCCUGGACGGGCAUCUCCGGCUCAUAGACGGCGCCUACCGAACGGGAGAACUCGCCGCGCAUGCCAUGGCGAUCGUCGUCUCCCGACCACCCGCUGGUGCGCCUCGGGAGGACGUUCGGUUCUUCGUGAGCGACCUCUUCACGCGUGUUCAAAUCGGAACCACAGCCAUGAAGGUGGACGCGCUCCGGGCACUCGAGGAGAUCGUCUGCGAGGAGGAGAAGCAUCGGAGGAUCGUCAUGGAAACCGGCGAGGUGGCUCAACUGGUGAGGGUUUUGGAGUCGGGCGACGUGGAGAUAAGCAAGAGAGCGGCAAGAAUUCUGGCAGCAAUCGCUCGCAACGAAGAGCACAAAGCUGAGCUCGUCUCAGCGGGAGUCAUAUCCCCUGCAAUCGGGCUUUUGGAGAAGGGCAGAGGCCAUGGGAGAGAAGCCGCCGCCGUGAUGCUUAACCGACUCACUGCUUACUCAGAGAACGCAUGGUCAGUUUCAUCUCAAGGAGGGGUGACGGUGUCGUUGGCCGUCUGUCAGACAACGGACGGCAUCCUCCGGCGGGAGGCUGCUGGAAUCCUGAGGAACGUGGCUGGAGUGGAGGAGAUCCGGCGGUUCAUGGUCGACGAGGGCGCUGUCUCCGUCGUCAUCGGCCUCCUAAGGUCAGACGAUGAAGAGACUCAAAUUUGUGCGGCAGAUUGCUUACGAAUAAUGUCGACUGGCGACGUAUUUAUUAGGAGUUCAAUCGUUAGAGAGAAAGGGAUCCAGUCCCUCGUGUCUUCCUUGAUCUCCAAGUCGUCGGAGUGUCGAGAAUUCGCCUUGAGGGCGAUCGGAAACUUCGCAUCCUCGCCGACCUUUGCAAAGGUGGUCGUUCUUUCCGGCUUCCUCGGCUGGAUCCCCGCGAUCCUUAAGGGAGGAGAGUUUAGAAUGCAAGAGCCGGUGGUGCGGACUGUGCGAGACCUCGUUAAGGUUUCCGAUGACGCAAAACGCGCUGCCGGAGACGUCGGAGUGGUGCCGGAGUUGCUCAAGCUUCUCGAUGCGAAGUCGGCUACCGCGAGAGAGAUGGCCUCCGAGGCAAUAUCCGAGAUUCUCGGUGUCCCGAAAAACAGGAACAGGUUUGUUCAGGAAGAUCGCAACAUCCUUCGCGUCCUCCAAACGCUCGACGCCGACACGGGCACCCGAGCACGGCAGUUUCUCCUCCUCACUCUCAUUUGGGUAUCGAAUUCCCCGAUCGGCAGACGGAAGAUCUCGUUGUCCGGUUCCAUCCGCGCCAUCGAGCGGCUGGCCGAGGGCGACGUCCCCGAGGCAAAGCGGAUUGUCCGGCGAAUUUCUGGUGGAAAAUUUCGAAAGAUCCUUGGCGUCAUCUGGAGAUCAUAAAUCCUGACCUUGUAAAGACUUUUGCUGUUAUCUUUUCUUGAAAUUUCUGAAUUUUGUGUUGCUUUAAGGCUUUAUAUA